AUGAAUAAUAGCAAGGCUUAUACAAGUCUCCAGAAUAAUCCAAUAACUGCAGCUACAAGGACGUCUAAUCAGCCGACAGAACACCUCUCAGUAUUUAGUCUUGAACGUGUUAAUCUUGAGUCAUAUCAGUUAGUGUGGUUAGGUUCAAACAUUAAUAGUAUUGAAGAAGGCUACAGUACAGUUACCGUAAAAGGUCUUCGAAAAAUUGUUGAUUAUACAAAAUUAUUUGAUAAUGUUAAUAGAUGUAAAGCAUAUAUUCAACAAACAAAUGAUACAAUAACAUUUUUAGUUUGUUCAGAGCAAUUAGGAGAAAUAUUUAUUCCUCAGAUUCAUGAUCUUGAAAAUAUUUGGUCAAUUUAUAUUUAUUGUAAUAAUAAAGAAUAUCAUCAACAAUGGACUACAAAAUAUUCAAAAAUAAAGCAAGUGCAUAUAGCGCUUGAAGAUUUAUUGAAUGACUUGACACAAAACGUACAGAAAUAUUUAAAAAACGAAAACUACCUCCUAUUUAGUGAAGCAGACUUAGAACUUACAAGUGAGAUUUUAUUGGACAAACAAUCUACCAGAACAUUAUUAUGCGAUAUUCUUUGCUAUUUACCAUAUCCCGAAAAUUAUUGCCAUAAACUUAUUAAUUUAUUAAAAGUAUAUUAUAAUGGAAAUACUGCACAGUUACGUAUAUUACAAGAAUUUGAACGUGAUUAUAGACCAGAUAGAGCAAUUUCAUGGUAUACACGUGGUACAUGUUUAUUUAAUCUCAUAAAUAAAGCAUUUCGUCAAAAUAAUAUUGAGCUGGUAUUUUUAUUUGGAUUUUUUCUACAAGAUCUGUAUCGACAAUUAAAAGAAGAACAUAAAAAAUUCAAGAAAGCAACCAUAGAGAAUCCACUAAUAAAAGUAUAUCGUGGUCAAAUAAUACGUAAAAGAGAAAUUGGAAGACUUAUUCAUUGGCGUUCUUUUUACAUAGCGGCCAAUAGUGCUUUCUCAACGGCUCUUGAUCGGUCUGUUGCAUUGGCUUUUUUAAAUCAAUCGGCACAACCAAAUGAUGAAUUUCAAAGUGUUUUAUUUGAAAUUGAAAUUGAUGUUCGAUUAACAACUCGUCCAUUUGCCAAUAUUUCACAUUUAAGUAAUUUUUCCGAUGAAUUAGAGAUUUUAUUUAUAAAUAGAACAGAAUUUAAAUUAGAACAUAUUUUUUAUAAUGAAGAUGAAAAUAUUUGGAUUGCUACAUUGAAACUGAUUAAUGAUGACGAUAUGAAAAGCCCAAAGGAGUUUGAAAGUACAACUAAGAGAAAAUGUUUAAAGAAUUGUCUUAGUGCAUUGUAUGAUCCUGAAUCUGAUUACAUACGCGAAUCUAAAAUAAUAAUUAUAUUUUUAAAUAAAUUAAGUGACUUAUUUCCAUCAGAAAAAUGGAUUUUAGCAUUUAAAUUUUAUUAUAUUGGAAGUAAUGAAUCACAAGACACAAAACAAACGGGAUUCGAUUUGGCAUUCUCGAACUAUGAAGAAGCAUUGAAAAUUUGGUUUGAAUAUGUAGAAGAUGAUGAACUAAAUUGUUCUAUGGACAAGGGUGUAAUUCAUCAAAAACUUGCCGAUCUAUAUGUUCACAUCAAAAAUAAAAAUUUAGCUUAUAAUCAUUACAAUUUAUCUAUUUCUUAUUAUCAAUCAGCAAUUAAAAAAGCAGUUACAGAUUGUGAACGAUUAUAUGCAAUAUAUCAAUUAAGUCAGGUGUACGACAAAAAAGCAAAUCUAAAGAAAAAUGAACAAGACAUUUUGGUGGCUAUAAAAUACAGUGAAUUAUAUGUAAAAAAUAUGUUACAAUUUCGUUCACCUAAUAGUUUAACAGUAGCAAAUUGUUUUAAACUUUUAGCUAUUCUAUAUCGAUCGACAUCUAUCGAUAAUGCUUUGAUUAAUUUUCAAAGAGCUUUGAAGAUUCACACAAAACGAGAGAAAUUAGAUACAUUAGAAAUUACUUCGCUUUGUAAACAAAUAAUUGAUAUCUAUAUGCACUAUAAACAUGAUUAUCGUUCAGCACUUAAAUAUCAAUUAAUUAAUCAGGAACAUAUAAUGAAACAAAUUGUCCAGUCUACAGCUACGUUACUUAAAAAAUAUCAUUUAGCUGAGAGUUAUGUUAAACUAUCUGAUAUUUAUGUACUAUUAAAUGAGAAUGAUAAAGCUUAUGAAAAUCUAAUUAAAGCAAUGGAAUUACAUCAAGAAAGCGAUCUAAUCUCCUUCGCUAAAGGGAACAUUGCAGAUAUUGAAGUAAAAUUGGCUCAUAUUCAUGUGAUAUCCAAGGAAUAUGACUUAGCUAAUGAAUGUUUAAUAAGUGCAAUAAAACUUUAUAAAGAAAGUUCAUCAGACUGGUCUUACAAUCGAAAAUGGGUACGCUGUUUAGCAGCGUGGUUAUUGGCUUGCUUGAUUACCUGGUGGUACGCACUAUACAGUGGAGUGGGAUUACGGGAGCCAUUGUUUUCGAUCAACCUAUGGAAAAAAUAG
Molecule: messenger RNA, 2481 nt
Organism: Didymodactylos carnosus
Lineage: Eukaryota; Metazoa; Rotifera; Eurotatoria; Philodinida; Philodinidae
Source: the annotation of a GenBank genome assembly